UAUCUUUUUAUUUAUCCUUCCGUCUGAACGAAUCAAAAUGAUUUCUACUCGCUCUGCUCUCUCCGUGAAGAAUGAGAACUCCCUCAGCAGCAACAUCAGCAACAUGUCGCUGGACAAAGAAAUCAUGCCACCGAGCAUGAACACGACCCGCAUCUUGGCGUCUAAAACGGCGCGUAAAAUCUUCAGUGACGCUGCGCCCAAAGCCGUGAAGAAGAGCAGCCGUAGUGAGGAAGAGGAGGAGCCGCUGCUGAAGGAGAACCCUCGUCGCUUCGUCGUCUUCCCCAUCCAGUACCACGACAUCUGGCAGAUGUACAAGAAGGCCGAGGCCUCUUUCUGGACUGCAGAGGAGGUGGAUCUGUCCAAUGACCUGCAGAACUGGGACUCUCUGAAGGACGACGAGAGGUUCUUCAUCUCUCACGUGUUGGCGUUCUUUGCCGCCAGCGACGGCAUCGUCAACGAGAACCUGGUGGAGCGCUUCACACAGGAAGUGCAGGUGACGGAGGCGAGGUGUUUCUAUGGUUUCCAGAUCGCCAUGGAGAACAUCCACUCAGAGAUGUACAGCCUCCUCAUCAACACCUACAUCAAGAAGCCCCAAGAGAGAGAAUACCUGUUCAACGCCAUCGAGACGCUGCCGUGUGUGAAGAAGAAGGCCGACUGGGCGAUCAACUGGAUCGGCAACAAAAGCGCCCAAUUCGGAGAGCGUGUGGUGGCCUUCGCCGCCGUGGAGGGAAUCUUCUUCUCUGGUUCCUUCGCCUCCAUCUUCUGGCUGAAGAAGAGAGGCCUGAUGCCCGGUCUGACCUUCUCCAACGAGCUAAUCAGCAGAGACGAGGGUCUGCACUGUGACUUCGCCUGUCUGAUGUUCAAACACCUGGUGAACAAACCGUCGGCAGAAACCGUCACCAACAUCAUCAGGAACGCCGCGCAGAUCGAGCAGGAGUUCCUGACGGAGGCUCUGCCGGUGAAGCUGAUCGGAAUGAACUGUGAUCUGAUGAAGCAGUACAUCGAGUUUGUAGCCGACAGACUGUUGCUGGAGCUCGGCUUCACAAAGAUCUACCGGGUGGAGAACCCCUUCGACUUCAUGGAGAACAUCUCUCUGGAGGGAAAGACCAACUUCUUUGAGAAGCGCGUGGGCGAGUACCAGAGGAUGGGCGUGAUGUCCGGCACCACGGACAACACCUUCAGAAUGGACGCCGACUUCUGAGGACAGAGGUGGAGCGAGCCACACU
Sebastes umbrosus (honeycomb rockfish) is the source of this 1226-nucleotide messenger RNA. Its product is annotated as ribonucleoside-diphosphate reductase subunit M2-like. The transcript is spliced from 10 exons. The record is from RefSeq and is a predicted model, not a curated record. Gene Ontology annotation, biological process: deoxyribonucleotide biosynthetic process. Gene Ontology annotation, molecular function: ribonucleoside-diphosphate reductase activity, thioredoxin disulfide as acceptor. Gene Ontology annotation, cellular component: cytosol. Lineage: Eukaryota; Metazoa; Chordata; Actinopteri; Perciformes; Sebastidae. The coding region runs from base 38 to 1201 and encodes 387 amino acids.